Stereum hirsutum FP-91666 SS1 is the source of this 1419-nucleotide messenger RNA. RefSeq lists its product as uncharacterized. Bases 1 to 1419 code for a protein of 472 amino acids. The transcript has 2 exons. NCBI's taxonomy places the organism in Eukaryota, Fungi, Basidiomycota, Agaricomycetes, Russulales, Stereaceae. The record is from RefSeq and is a predicted model, not a curated record.
AUGUCGGACGAUGGUGAUGAAACUUGGGAGGAUGUCACGAGCUCGAGCAAUGUGGAACAUUUCGCCCGUUCCUCGAGCCCAGCAGGACAACCACGGUCCAAUGCGACCUCACCUAGAAAACGGCGCGCACCCGGAGUCACUGUCGCCGCCCAAAAACGACCACAACAAAGGUUGAAGAGUUCAACAAUCCCCAGUUCUGGAGAAUCUACACCGCGAUCAUCGCGUGCUCCCCGCGAACCAUUGGUCGACUGGGAGGAAGUUCGACAUAAUUCUGCGAGGACGGCGAUAUCUGGGCUCAAGUUUCUUCUAUGGGAUGUAGGGAGGAUAUGCAUUGUCUUGCUGAAAUGGCCGGCCGCCAUCGCGAUCGUCCUCUUCAUCCUCAGCUUGAUCGUAUCACAGAUCUCCCAGACAAUUCGCACCACCCUUUCACCACUCUGCGUUGUACCAGGCUUUGGCUUUAUCUGCGCCCCUCCACCAUCAAUAUUCCCAUCACCCGCCACACUUUCUCAAGACGGACAACCUGUCCAGGCCCUUCCCAAAUGGGCUGAUUACCCGAGGUUGAUGAAUGUUCAAAGCAAGAGCUUCGAGACUUUGUUAGAGGAGGCGGUCGAUGGCCCCGGGCUCGCUCUGGAGAUCAAGAAGGCGGAGAUGGCUACAUCGGACUUGGCUACGCUGGUGCGAGUCAGUGAGCUGAAAAGUAGGGACAUGUUGGCGGCGUCCUUGGGAGACUUCGUAGAAGAUGCGAGGAAAGCUGGGAGAGGCUUGACGAGGUUCAGCUCGAAGGUUGGCGGAGCAGUCGACAAUGUCCUCGCGGUCAAUGAUUAUGCACUUCACGCUAUAGAAGCUGCCAACUCCAAGUCAACAGGACUCUCGUUAUGGCCCUUCUCCAGUGCCCCCUCUACAGCAGUUGUCAUGGGUACUUUCACCGAAGCCAUGAACACCCUAUCCGUCAACAUGAACCGCCUCAUCCUCGAAGGCGAAGUUUCUCUCCAGGCGCUCGAAAAACUUGAACAGCGCCUCGCCACACUCUACGAACUAGUGACGCGUGAAGACUCCUCCCUCACCUCCGAAAGGGCCGAGAUCCUCGCCAGCCUGUGGACCAUGCUGGGAGGUAACAAGAACGAAUUGAGGCAUGUGGACACGCAUUUGGAUUUGUUGAAGAAUUUGGGAGCGUAUAGGCAGAGGGCGUUGGCACACGUGGUGGCCGCACUACAGACAUUGCAAUCGAUGAGCGACGAUAUGGAGGAUUUGAGGGAGAGGGUGGCAGCACCUGAAUUGGUCGGCGAGAGGAUACCCGUGGAAGUACAUAUCAAGAGUAUUCAGGGUGGUCUUGAGAGGUUGAAGGAAAGGAGGUUGAAGGCGAAAGAGCAGGAAGAAGAUAUUGUCAACCGCAUCGUGGUGGGGAUUGAGAGGGAUUGA